AUGGCGUCUCCCACACGUGUUGCAUCCCGUCAUGUAUGGGCAUUACUCCUCCACUCUUUUAGUUAGAUGUACGUUUUGAUGUGGUUAAUGGCUAGCUCCAUUUUAUUAUUUUGUUCAUGUGGACUGAACCACAGUGUUAUCGCGUAUGAUGGAAAUGGUUUAAAGCCAUGAUGCAGAUAUGUAAAUAGUGUUGUUGAGUAAUACUGGUACUGUUUUGUAUUAAGUCCUGGUGCUAGCAGCAUCUUUACAGUAAAUGUGCACAGUAGAUGCAAUAUAAAUUAAAUGACCAAAAAUGGAAUUUGGCACAAAGGAGAAGUAUUAAAGGGGAAUUGCAGAGAUGACAGAAAGUGUGCUAUUGUCAAAAUGUAAUGAUGACCGAAUGUUGUUUACUGUAUUUUGUUUUCUAUUGAAUGUAAUAGGAAGUGAUAUUGAAUAUUGAAUGUUCUAUGGACGUGGAAAUGUUAAAGUCUAGAUAGACAGGGAUACAGACAGUGUUAUUGAAUGCUGGGUGAAUGAAUAAUAAAAGGACAAUGCAGAAAGUACUAGUUAGAGAGGGAAUUUAUGGUGAAUUAUGAAUGAUUGUGAAUAAACAGACCGAAACAGGAGCUCGGUGAAACGCUACACAUCUCAACUGUCUCCUUCCUUAAUAACCUAUUUGCCUGUUUUCCAGGUAUUUUAUAUCUGUUGUUUGGUGCCACAUCCUGGUACCUGCAACAAUAACGUCUUUUUCAGUCAAACUUUCGACCAAUUACAUCAUUUUUGCUCCAUAAACUGACAGCUGACCAAAAAUACCAAAAUACAGCUGGGAGUUCGAAGGGUUAACUCCGUUUUUAUGUUUUAGGUUGGUACCCUGAUGCUGAGCACCACUGGGAAAACUCUCCAUCAGGACUUUUCCUGCUUCAUCCCGGGCUCCGUGGAGCGGGUCGAGAGGGUUAGGAACCAUGCCUUCAACCACUACCGCUGCCGUGACGACGCCCUGGCCAACCGAAUGCUCAUGAACGGUGCCAUGAUCGACGGAGCCCACGUGCAGGUGUCGCUCGCCAAACCGGCCAGCAUGAAAGGCGGCGGCGUUCCUUGGAGGUUAGGAACUCCAACUCCAACCCUAACCCUAACCCUUCCUCCUCAGGGUGUCCGGGCUCAGCCUUAGAGAUAGGGUAAGGAGCUCGGACACUCGGGAGAAGUUCAGAGGAGAACUGCUGCUCCUCCACGUCAGGAGGAGCAGACGCCUUCAGGGUCUGAAUCAGGAGUUUUUAAGCUCUGAUAGACCAAGUUCUGGUUUUUGAAGGUGGACUUAAGCGGACAAAGUUUGACCCCUCAGUCAUAUUCUGGAGGACUGUGUCGACUGUGUAGGAAGAGUUUCCAACACAAACCAACACUUCCUCAAAUAUCUUCAUGUUCUCAGAUGUAGAGACGUUUGAUCAGGAGGACAGAGCUGAUAGACUUCAUGAGGAGCUGACCAAAAAUACCAAAAUACAGCUGGGAGUUCGAAGGGUUAACUCCGUUUUUAUGUUUUAGGUUGGUAACCUGA
Molecule: messenger RNA, 1528 nt
Organism: Xyrichtys novacula (pearly razorfish)
Lineage: Eukaryota; Metazoa; Chordata; Actinopteri; Labriformes; Labridae
Source: the annotation of a GenBank genome assembly